AUGACUGAAAACAUCGAAGCGGUUAUGUCGGAUUUUUGGUCAAAUCCGGCGGAUCACUUCCGCCCAAACCUGAAGGCCCUCACACUUUACGCUGAACGUCAGCAUUACGUCGACCGGUGGUUGCAUGUGAAGGAGCGGUGGCUCGCGCCGUGGUAUUUGCCGUGGUGGUCACCACUUUUUCAAUUAGGCACGUGGUAUUCGCAGCGCUCGCGGAAUUUGUUCCUCGUGGAGAAUCAUCUCAGUUAUCGUCCCUAUAAGUUCCGUCGUAAUGAUGAGGACCGCAACAAUCCGUAUUAA
Molecule: messenger RNA, 297 nt
Organism: Trypanosoma brucei brucei TREU927
Lineage: Eukaryota; Euglenozoa; Kinetoplastea; Trypanosomatida; Trypanosomatidae
Gene: Tb927.6.590
Exons: 1
Coding region: 1-297 (98 amino acids)
Source: RefSeq, a predicted model, not a curated record